GCACGCGGCCCGCGGGCUGGAGUCAGCCCGUGGUGCGGGCAGGAGGGCGGGGGCUGGGAAAGGCCAUGCCUCCAGCUGCAGAGGUUGCACACAGCUGGCAUGAUCGCGGUCACCUGCGCAGCGCCGGUGCCCUUGCGCUCGCGUUGCCCGGCCCGCGCCCGCGGACUUUGCGGCGGGAGCGCGGCGCGGUGAAGCACCGGCGCGGAGGGCGCCCGGCGUAGGCGGCGGCGGGUGUGGGCCGAGCCGGUAUUUAUAGCUUCGUGACAGCAGCAGCGGCAGCGACGCCGCCGGCCCGUCUCGCCGCGCUUCCCAGCGAGGCCGCCGGCGCGCCGAGGGCUGUGCUUGACCGCGACUCCCGUGUGUAGUCGCCCCGCGCUCCGCGCUCCGCGCGACCCUUCGGGUAAACUACGAACUGGGAGUUUUGAAGAAUGGGUAAAGACUUUCGUUAUUAUUUCCAGCAUCCCUGGUCUCGCAUGAUUGUGGCUUACUUGGUGAUCUUCUUUAACUUCUUAAUAUUUGCGGAGGACCCGGUUUCUCAUAGCCAAACAGAAGCCAAUGUUAUUGUUGUUGGAAACUGUUUUUCAUUUGUUACAAAUAAAUACCCUAGAGGAGUUGGCUGGAGGAUUUUGAAGGUGCUUCUAUGGCUACUUGCCAUUCUCACAGGACUAAUAGCUGGCAAAUUUCUGUUCCAUCAGCGUUUGUUUGGUCAGUUGCUCCGAUUAAAAAUGUUUCGAGAGGAUCAUGGGUCAUGGAUGACAAUGUUCUUCAGCACAAUUCUCUUUCUCUUCAUAUUUUCUCACAUAUACAACACGAUUCUUCUGAUGGAUGGAAACAUGGGAGCAUAUAUCAUUACAGACUAUAUGGGCAUCCGAAAUGAAAGUUUCAUGAAAUUAGCUGCAGUAGGGACCUGGAUGGGGGACUUUGUCACAGCUUGGAUGGUCACUGAUAUGAUGCUUCAGGACAAACCCUAUCCUGACUGGGGAAAAUCCGCAAGAGCUUUCUGGAAGAAAGGAAAUGUUAGGAUCACUUUGUUCUGGACAGUUCUUUUUACUCUGACGUCUGUGGUUGUACUUGUGAUUACAACGGACUGGAUCAGCUGGGACAAGCUGAAUCGGGGAUUUUUGCCCAGUGAUGAAGUUUCCAGAGCAUUCCUUGCUUCUUUUAUCUUGGUCUUUGACCUCCUUAUUGUGAUGCAGAAGAACCACCAUCUUGACUUCACAAAGAGUUAUGGUCAGAAUAUUUAACUACGGGUACAGCAGCAGUACUGACCAAAGAGAAUAGAUACUGCGCAAUCAGAAUGGACACCAGCUGUAAACAACCAUUGUAUCCAUAUUGGUGCACACUGGCUUUUAACAUUUGCCAUUGCAAAAACUACUGAAAAUAUUAAAAGGGAAUCUCACAUGUCAGAGUCCUCUGUUCUACUAAAAUUCAAGUUAUUUUAUGCUAACAAAAUUAUUUGAAACUAAUCUAAUCAUAGUCUCUCUCCAGAUACUGCCUCUUUGCCCUACUCCGACUAACAGCAAAGCUCCUCAUUAGAGUUCCGUAUUUAUUUCCUGUACUUCUCACCUCCCAUUUUCUCUUGAACCAACUCCAAUCAGGCCUUUGUGCCCAAUGUCAGCUUCCUCAGGAGCUCAAAGGUCUUAUCAAUAUCAACAACCCCCAUUUUGCCAAAUCUGAUGGUUAAUAUUCAGUCUUUUUAUUACUUAACCUUUCAGGGGCAUUUGACACGAGUCAAUCAUGCCUUCCCUUUUGAAACAUUUUUUUACCUGGCUUCUAGGACACCACUUUCUCUUGUUCUUCUAAUGCAUGUCAUUUCUUUUCAGUUUUCUUUACGGGAUUCUCUUCCAGCUUAUAAAUGAGGGAGUGCCUCAGUCAGUCCCUGGCCUCUUCUCUUGGCUUUCUAUGCUCCCUUUCUAAAUAAUUUUAUCCAAUUCUGUGGCCUUAGAUCAAUAGACUGGUGAGUCCACAUCUAUAUCUCCAGCCUUGUGCUCUCCCCAAAGAUUCUCAACUGCCUACAUAAUAUACCUCCACUUGGAUGUCUAAUAAGCCCUUCCAUAUUAGCAUAUUCUGAGCUCUCUGGAUUUCUUACCCACUUCUCUAUUUUCUGCAAGUGUAUUGGUUCUCCAAUGUCUCCCUUCUCAGCAAAUGCUAUUACCAUUUCCUGGUUGCUCCAGCCAUUCAGAAAUUCAGUUGGUGAUGCCUUCAAAAUACACCUUGAUCUGAUCACCUGGCCACCCUUAUUUAAAUUGCCAUCAUUUCACACCUAAACUACUGCAACAGUCUCCUAAUAGAUUUUUACCCCUCCUGCAGUUGGUUUAUAACUGUUCACAUCACUCACACUCCCAUGACCAUUGUUACCUUGCUGUUUCUUCAAUACAGUCGUCUUAUUUCCUCUUCAGGGCCUUUGCACUUGCUCUUUCCUCUAACUGAUAUAAUCCUCCUCCAGAGCUUCUCAGGGCUUCUUCUUUCAUAUCAGUCAGUACUCCACACAAAGGUCAUCCUCAGAGUUUUCUUUUUAAUAAUUAAAAUAGAAGCCACACCCAACUCACUAUUCUCCAUCCCCUUUCUCUGCUUUAUUUGCUUCAGAGCACUUAUCACUAUUUGACAUCAUAUUAUCUUGCUAUUUUCUGAUUGGUCUGUCUCCCCAAAUAGAAUAUAUGCUCCAUAAGACAUUCCAGAAAAAUGUAUAAUCGUAGAACUAAAACCAUUGUGAAGAACUCUGGAGGUCAUUCACCUCUACCCACCAUCUAAUAUUUUAGAUCAACUUUGUAUACUCUCCCUUAUUUGUAAAGUGAAUAUUUUUAUAUUGAAUCACAUUUCCUACUGAUCUCCAUCAUCAUUAUUUUUUCAUGGAGAAAAAUGACCUCAAUAUUAAAUAAAAAUGUUACCAAGGACAAUAAUACCUACUCUUGACAGUAUGCAAUUAAUUUUCCUAUACAGCCCACAGAAGAAAUUAUUCAUUCAGACAAUUGAAUGUGACCAUUCCUGGCAGCAUGUGUGCAGCCAGAACAGAUUCUGGAGCAGUGACAUUUUGUACCAAAUAUGCAAAUAUAAUAAAGCAGCAAAUAAGUAGGAGCUAUGUGCUAUUGAACUGUAGCCAGAGCCUGAACAAGAACACAAAUAUGUUGUCUAAUAACUUUGUUCCGCUAGAUUUCACUCAUUCCUUAUUGGAGGAGCACUCAUUUGAGUAAGAAAUAUGCCAAUUUAUAUAGUUAACUUUCCUUCUUCUUAGGAAGUGCUAACUAGAUCAAGUUGUUUGAUAACUGAUGAAGGUGAUCCAGGAUGACUUAUCAUUGAGUACGUUUCUUUAGACUUUGCACUAACUUUAGUUAUCAGCAACUCUUCAUAGCCAAUUAUUUGUACCCCCUAUCCCCUUUUAUUGGUGUCUUUAAGAUGUUAAGCAUUCUUUCCUGUGUAGUGGUUAACCAUAUUUGCCUAGUGAGGGGGUAUUGAUUUUCCAUUAUUCCUAGAUGCCACAUGGUACAUUUCUAUUAGUUGUAAACACUUAUAAGACUGACUUAUAUUUUGUCCUUCAUCACAUCAGUCUGCCAGGGCAGGACGUCUUUAAAUGAGGCCCAUUGCAUUUCAUCAGACAGGUUUCUACCUUGGCACUUAAAGGAAUGAUGUUUUCAAGGUGUCUAGAUGUAAGGAAGUUUGCUUUAAAAACCCGCUGCUAUCUUGCCAGAGCCUCAAGGCAAGGCCUCUGAAAAGUAACAGACUGUACUUACUUUUCAGGCCUCUUCUGGGCUUGACUUAUUUGCUUUUUCUAUAGGCACUAAACUAUUACUUAUAUUUAAUUUAUAUAUAUUGACUUCAGAAUUUUCCAGAAAAAUUCAUAUUGGCCUUUGCAAGUAAGAAAAAUUAUUGAUGAAUAAAAGACAUUAAACCACCCUAUAAAAUAGAUCCUUAGGAUAAUUAAAUUGUUUCAGCAACAACAAUUUUGAGAGUUCAUUGGUGUUUUAGAGCAUACAAAAGCACAUGAAAAAGUGAAAUUUUAAACAACAUUUCAAGUAAGGGGUUAAGUUUGAUUUGGAUCUGUUUUAGUGAUGAAUGAGGUCUGCCAUCUUUACUACUUGUUGAAAAAAGCCUACUUGAACCAGAAAGUCUAGAUUUUUCUCCACAGAUUUUAAUUUCUUUAAAUAGCAUAAGUUCCUCCUGAGAGAAAACUCCAAAGGGUUACAAAAUUAAUUUGCUCUUGAAGGGAAAAACAACAGUAAAUAUUAAGAGAAAAUGAGAAUACAACAUAUGAGAAAAGAGGAGUUGUCAAAGGAUAUCUAGGAAGUAACCUCCCGCAACGUCUCUAUUGUUCAUCCUUCACAUUUACCGCAGGGCAUCUCUUACAUUCAGCCUUGCCUUAAUGCUCCUCCUGCUGUCAUUCACUGUUCGAAAUGAUCACCGGACCUUUAAAAAAUCACAUGUUGGUUUAUAUUCUCUUUCCUUGUUCUCUCCCUUGGUUAGACAUGUCUCAUGAACUUCUUUGCAUUUACAUGAUGACGAAAAGGGUGACUUGGAUCACCCCAACAAACAUUUUUAACCAACUCUCCAAACAUUUACUGCCUCUUCUCAUGAUAUUUACAAUGACUUCCACUCUCUCUAAUUAUCCACUCCUUUCCUCUGUGAUCAAUGACAAAUGUCUCAAUCUUUGUUUCACUCUGUAUAAUUCCAGUACAACUAGUUUAUAGGGGAAAAAUAAGACACCAAUUUUUAAUAAUUAAUAUAAGAUUGAUGUAUAAUGUUUAUUUACAAAAACUAGUAUUUAUUGUGUUGUUUCUAUUUACUUAUAUCCAUCUUGUGUUUCCAUUUAUGUGAAACCACAAAGGGA
Molecule: messenger RNA, 4822 nt
Organism: Cercocebus atys (sooty mangabey)
Lineage: Eukaryota; Metazoa; Chordata; Mammalia; Primates; Cercopithecidae
Gene: TMEM117
Product: transmembrane protein 117
Exons: 7
Coding region: 429-1244 (271 amino acids)
Biological process (GO): intrinsic apoptotic signaling pathway in response to endoplasmic reticulum stress
Source: RefSeq, a predicted model, not a curated record